Pelodiscus sinensis (Chinese soft-shelled turtle) is the source of this 1271-nucleotide messenger RNA. The record is from RefSeq and is a predicted model, not a curated record. NCBI's taxonomy places the organism in Eukaryota, Metazoa, Chordata, Testudines, Trionychidae.
AAAAGGCCCAGGAGAAAGGCCGGAGGCUGGGCCAGCUGCUGGGCUGCCCCGAAAGCGACCACACCGCCCUGGUGAGCUGCCUGCAGGGGAAGGAACCCGGGGAGUUCCUCCAACACGACCCCUUGGCCAUGCGCAAGGAACUGUUCUCUCAGGCCUUUGUGCCGACACCAGACGGGGAUUUUCUCCCUGACGUACCUGCCAGGCUGCUGUGGCCUGACCACAGCCAGCCUCUGCCCAUCCUGACCGGCGUCACUGCCAACGAAGGCACCUUCCUAUUAAAAUUCAGCCCUCUUAACUUCAGCCUGGCGAACACCAGCGCCAUCGGCUGGGAACACCUGCUGCAGAUGGUGAGGCUGGUGGCACCAGGGGCCCCGGAAGAGGCCAUCCAGGCUGUGGCACAGCGGUACAGUCAGGAGCGGCAGGAUGACACCCGGUACUUAUGGGCCAUGGGUCAUACCACCGGGGACCACGGCUUUGUGUGCCCGGCAGCCGAGGUGGCCGGGCGAGAGGCGGACGCCGGCUGGCCUGUGUAUGUCUACUACUUCACCCACCGCAGUCACGUCUUGCCUAUGCCGGAGUGGAUGGGGGUGCCCCACGGCGCUGAGGUGCCGUACCUCUUUGGGACCCUGGCAUCCCUACGAGGAGCCAACUACACGCUCCCGGAGGCCGAGGCGGCGCUGAGCCGGAAGCUGAUGCGGUACUGGGCAGAGUUUGCCAGGAGCGGGAGCCCCACAGGGCCAGGGAGCGCUAAGGAGCAGUGGCCCCGCUACAAAUCCACAGAGCAGAACUUCCUGCGCAUCAGCACGGAGCCACCCCAGCUGGAGGGAACGUCGCCCGCCCGGCUCUGUGGCUUCUUGAUGUCGCUUCUCAAAGAGAAGCCCAGCCCGAUAGCUGAGACCCAUGGAAGUGCAGAACCCUCAAAGGAGAAGGCGCAUGAGGAGGAGAACUGAGCCCAGUGGAGCAAGCCAGGUCCUGCAGCAUCCAAUUCCAGACGUCUUCUAUCCGCCGAGCAAAGAGAGAAAUUUCCCCAACUGGGAGUCAGUUACUAGCUGCUGUAGUAAUUCCAUCUGGCCUCUAGAUGGAGACAUCAUCCUAGUCACUUAGCACUAACCUUUCCUUGCAGUGUGUCAUUCAAUCAUUAGAUGGGUAGCAAAGGGUUUCAACCAAUGUGGUGUCCCUGGUAAACAAGAGAGACCAUGCUGGAAUGAGAGCUGUGUAGAGACCUGUUUGGGUCAGUCGCUGCUUUCUUUAAUAAACAGCUUCUAUUGUUA